AUGCCUCUGGCCGCCAUGGCGUCCCCCCCGUCGAUCAUGUCCACCGUCAUCUCCUUCUGCCCCGACGAGCACUUUUCGUGUGCCUCCCCGUCCAUUGUUCGCGCACCGUCUUCGCCUGCCGACUGCGUGCCCUUCUUUCCCGAUCACGCUGACGUGGCAGCCAGCUACGUCAUCGUAUGGGAUGCUCAACGUGGCAUCAGCACACCGCAUUCCGUUUGUCGCGCGCUCACCUUUUGGGACUCGCCCGACUGCGCGCGCUCCUCCGCGUCCUUUUCCGUGAACAUGCCCGGAGAGCUCCUCUCCCCGCCAGGAACUACCCCUCCCGACACUAUAGCGGCCGCGCGUCGGGCGGAGGCUCACUCGCACAGUGCAACGAGCGGCUACUUCGGUCCCACUCCUACGUACGCCUCGAUUGGCUCCGUGAGUUGCGCUCAAGUGGACGAGAUUGAGCCGCUCAUCCACGGAGAGUCUGCGCAACAGCCGCUGCCCGUCACCACGGUCUACGAGCCGGCUGCUGACGGUGGCGCUUGUUCCUGCAGCGCUAUGCCCACCGUCUCCAUUGUUGCUCUGUCCGUCGCCGCGUUCUGCGUAAUCGUCGCCGUCGCCGCCAUCGUGUUCGCACUCACUGUCGUGCGACACGCGAACCGUGUGGCUAACGACGCUGCGGCAGCAACGGUGGCAGCAGCAGCGGCGAGAGGAGGCGCUAAGGGCUCGACGGCAGACGAGGCAGAGCUGCUGUCACAACACGGCGCGCUGGCGGGCGCAACGAGAGGCGGACGUCUGCUGGGAACCGCGCGCGUGCACGACGUGAUCUGCGAAGAUGGUCCGGCUGGAGCUUGUCCACCUCAACCUACAGCACUUCCGUUUACCUUCUUCCUCACUGUACAUCUCCUGCCCCUCUUCUGCAAUCUCUGGCUUCCCCUUUUACUCAUCUCCCCAAGCGUGCUCGAUCUCAAGGCGGCUUCUCCCAUCAUCCGUUCUCUUCCACCUUUUCCUCCCUUCACAUCUUCCAGAAGCGAAGCUUUUGGUGUCUCCUUACGAAGCGCUGCUUUUGAGCGUGUGUGUGCGACUGUGCUGGCUUGA
This is a messenger RNA of Closterium sp. Naga37s-1, 1083 nucleotides long. The record is from the annotation of a GenBank genome assembly. NCBI's taxonomy places the organism in Eukaryota, Viridiplantae, Streptophyta, Zygnematophyceae, Desmidiales, Closteriaceae.